Didymella exigua CBS 183.55 is the source of this 1203-nucleotide messenger RNA. RefSeq lists its product as uncharacterized. The coding region runs from base 201 to 1112 and encodes 303 amino acids. The transcript has 3 exons. The record is from RefSeq and is a predicted model, not a curated record. NCBI's taxonomy places the organism in Eukaryota, Fungi, Ascomycota, Dothideomycetes, Pleosporales, Didymellaceae.
UCCUCUGAGCAACAAGGCUCAGGCGCGUGGUGUUCCAUUUGGCAUAGGCUCAUCAAAUCCGCAGCAAAUGUUUCUCCUACUUCGACCGGAAGAGUCCACAGUCCAGUGCCGUUAUCGAAGCUUACAGUGGUAGUAGUGCACUGAACGAUAUAUAUUUGUACGGCGGAAAUGGGGCGUGUCCAUUGACAAGAGAAGAAUGCAUGGCAUAUAGAGGCGGCCUCUACGGUCAAGAUCGAUCUAGCUCCGCGGUAAAAAGUGACCUAAUCAAACACGCUCCCGACGAUAUACUUGCGAACUGGACAACCAAUACCAUCAAGCUUAGUGAUCAGCUGUCGCUGCAAGAGUACGAAUUUGGCAUCUGCGAGGGUACUCACAACCAAUGGAUUGCCCAGGGAGAGAUCGGACUGGGAAUCGAUUCAAGAUUCCUAACUGGUCUUCAGCGAGCGGGAAAGACCUCAUCCAAGUCAUAUUCGUUCUUCUGGGGAUCCGAAUCUACCGUUCGACCGCGUGACGGAUCAAUGACGGUUGGAGGCUUUGACACCAGUCUCUUCGAGAACUCCUCGAGCACUACGAGAGCGUUCACAAGAGAUGUAGUCAAUUGUCGCGAGGCUAUGAUAGUUGAAAUUAGUCAGCUAACACUACGAAGUGAGAGCGGCGUAGUAUCCGAACUUCUUACCGGUUCGGAUAAGAUACGCGCUUGCGUCGUGCCGCAUGUGCGCCACGUCCCUCGUCUACCGAAUGCAGUGGGAGAUGGUAUCAUCUCAAACAUGGGUGGAAGAUUCCUCAAUGCCAGUGGCACAAGCAAUAAGUAUUACUAUCGUAGCACGUUGAUCGAACCAAGCAGCGCCACAUUCAAGGGCAGCUUGUCAGUCACCAUAUAUGAUGAGCUGACAGUCUUGUUCACUCCUGAAGAAUUGCUAUUCGCAGAAUCAUAUGUUGACGAGAGAGGCCUUGUUCACCGCAACAAUACAUGUACCAGCAUUCCCCUUGACAUUCUGCUGACGGGUAUUACCCAAAGAAUGUCACAAAUCGGAGGUGCAGGCAAACUCGACAGCGCCAAGCCUCGUUGGCAUCGAUUAGUGCGAAUAGGUGCCGCGCCCCGGUCGGAGUAGCGACAUCGCCAUCGUCCGAGAGCAUGCAGUGGAUAGCAGUCGGGAUAGCGGGGAUGGUGGUCGGCAUCGUAGCUGCUGUUGCAUUGCUGGC